Taeniopygia guttata (zebra finch) is the source of this 902-nucleotide messenger RNA. RefSeq names its product microsomal glutathione S-transferase 1 (gene MGST1). The record is from RefSeq and is marked provisional. NCBI's taxonomy places the organism in Eukaryota, Metazoa, Chordata, Aves, Passeriformes, Estrildidae. Gene Ontology annotation, molecular function: glutathione transferase activity. Gene Ontology annotation, cellular component: mitochondrion; membrane.
GGAUCGCCGCGAGGUGCGGGCACGGCGGGAGCCAAACCCACCGCGGAGGUCGUCAGUGAGAAGGGGAGAAAUGGCCAAAUCGACCCAGCUAAUUGACAAUGAAGUCUUCAGGGCUUUUGCUACUUACACAACCAUUGUUCUUCUAAAAAUGAUGCUAAUGAGUCUGAUAACAGCAUACUUCAGGAUCACAAGGAAGGCAUUUGUCAACCCAGAAGAUACAGAAUCAUUUGGAAAAGGGGAGAGUGCUAAGAAAUUCCUGAGGACUGAUCCAGAUGUUGAACGUGUACGCAGAGGUCACCUGAAUGACCUGGAAAAUAUUGUCCCGUUUGUUGGCAUUGGACUGCUGUAUGCUCUGAGUGGCCCUGAGCUGUCCACGGCCCUGCUGCACUUCAGGAUCUUCACAGGGGCGAGGAUCUUCCACACUUUUGCAUACUUGAUCCCUCUUCCCCAGCCUGGCAGAGGUUUGUCUUGGGCAGUUGGCUACUCAGUGACCUUCUCCAUGGCCUAUAAAGUUCUGAAGACAGCGUGGCUCCUGUAGCAGAGCUGUAGCUUCCGAGUCCCCUUUGACAUUCCACACAAAGUUUCCAGCGCUGUACGAUGAUGUCUUGAGUGAGCCAAUGAGUCUUCCGUGCUAACUGGAAUUCUUCUUUUGAACAAAAGCUUUUUGUUCCUGUUCAGAAGUGUUGCUUUUUUGGAGGAGAAAGAAUCCUUCUCCCCUGUAUUCCGUGUGCAUGGGUUGCACUGCCAAAUACUAGAUUGGAUGUUCCCUUUGCGACUUGUCGAGUGCUUACAAUUCUAAACAUGCCAUGAUGCUGUAUUGAUAGAGUGUUUGAUAAUUUUCUACAGAUGCACUAUUUUUGGCUGUAGCUCUGAAGUCUAAAUCAAUAAAGACAAGAUUAAAA